AUGAUUCCUGGGGCAGGUCUUAACAGGGGACAAGCUUUGUCCACGCCUGCCCUGACCAAACUUUCUCCUUCAGCAGAACCAAAGCCGGAGAUCCACCCAUGUCCCUCCUGCUCUGUGGCCUUCUCCAGUCAGACAUUCCUCAGCCAACAUGUGAAACGCUAUCACCCCUGGGAGGCUCUGCCAGGAGCAUCUGCAGGACAACACCUCCAGUCAGAGGAACCCGGCUCAGAGCCUCAGGAUCAGCAGCAGCAGCAGCAUACUGGUACACAUGACUGCAAUGACAAAGCUGAAGGUCAAGAGGCCAGAGGAAGGUCCAAACCUCUGCUUAAAAGUAUCAGAAAGAGGAGAAUUUUAAGGGCCUCUUUCAAACCUCCCCACAGACAAACGGGGAGCUCCAGUGAGCAUGAGAGAGUAAUGGAGGAACAGCCCAGCACAGGCCAGAACUUGAAUCUAAAGAACCCAGGGAAAUUAUCUGUGGGAGUAAGAAUGUCAAAAAUUGUAACAAUCAAGCAUGGAGGGUGUGGGCAAGGCUUUAAUGAAGGGUCACAUAUCAACACAGACCAGAGGACACACUCAGGGGAGAAGCCCUGUGUGUGCAGGGAGUGUGGGCGAGGCUUUAGAGAUAAGUCAACUCUCAUCAGACACCAGAGGACACACUCAGGGGAGAAGCCCUAUGUGUGCAGGGAGUGUGGGCGAGGCUUUACACAGAAGGCACAUCUCAUCACACACCAGAGGACACACUCAGGGGAGAAGCCCUAUGUGUGCAGGGAGUGUGGGCGAGGCUUUACAGUGAAGUCAUCUCUCAUCACACACCAGAGGACACACUCAGGGGAGAAGCCCUAUGUGUGCAGGGAGUGUGGGCGAGGCUUUACACAGAAGGCACAUCUCAUCACACACCAGAGGACACACUCAGGGGAGAAGCCCUAUGUGUGCAGGGAGUGUGGGCGAGGCUUUAGAGAUAAGUCACAUCUCAUCACACACCAGAGGACACACUCAGGGGAGAAGCCCUAUGUGUGCAGGGAGUGUGGGCGAGGCUUUACAGAUAAGUCAUCUCUCAUCAAACACCAGAGGACACACUCAGGGGAGAAGCCCUAUGUGUGCAGGGAGUGUGGGCGAGGCUUUACAGUGAAGUCAUCUCUCAUCACACACCAGAGGACACACUCAGGGGAGAAGCCCUAUGUGUGCAGGGAGUGUGGGCGAGGCUUUACAGAUAAGUCAUCUCUCAUCAAACACCAGAGGACACACUCAGGGGAGAAGCCCUAUGUGUGCAGGGAGUGUGGGCGAGGCUUUACAGUGAAGUCAUCUCUCAUCACACACCAGAGGACACACUCAGGGGAGAAGCCCUAUGUGUGCAGGGAGUGUGGGCGAGGCUUUACAGUGAAGUCAUCUCUCAUCACACACCAGAGGACACACUCAGGGGAGAAGCCCUAUGUGUGCAGGGAGUGUGGGCGAGGCUUUACAGUGAAGUCAUCUCUCAUCAAACACCAGAGGACACACUCAGGGGAGAAGCCCGGGGUUUGCAGGGAGGGUGAGUGAGUCAUUAGCCCUAAAUUGCAAUCCAGCAGCCGCAGGAGAG
This is a messenger RNA of Pipistrellus kuhlii (Kuhl's pipistrelle), 1576 nucleotides long. Its product is annotated as histone-lysine N-methyltransferase PRDM9-like. Gene Ontology annotation, molecular function: zinc ion binding; histone H3K36 methyltransferase activity; recombination hotspot binding. Lineage: Eukaryota; Metazoa; Chordata; Mammalia; Chiroptera; Vespertilionidae. Gene Ontology annotation, cellular component: nucleus. Gene Ontology annotation, biological process: positive regulation of reciprocal meiotic recombination. The record is from RefSeq and is a predicted model, not a curated record. The coding region runs from base 1 to 1536 and encodes 511 amino acids. The transcript has a single exon.